Messenger RNA from Coffea eugenioides, 1587 nucleotides. RefSeq names its product auxin-induced protein PCNT115-like. The transcript has 5 exons. Gene Ontology annotation, cellular component: cytoplasm. NCBI's taxonomy places the organism in Eukaryota, Viridiplantae, Streptophyta, Magnoliopsida, Gentianales, Rubiaceae. The record is from RefSeq and is a predicted model, not a curated record. The coding region runs from base 310 to 1350 and encodes 346 amino acids.
CUACUAUGUUCGCCUGUUCUCCCGCCGGACCCACCAGCCGCCGGCGGCCAUGGGUCAUCUAUAAAAGCAUAGAUCAAGACUACACUAAUCCCUCAUCAGUCCAGUCCAUCCAUAAUUCUCCUAUCUCCACAAGUCCUCCCGCUGACCACCAGCCGGCGGCGGCCCUGGGUCAUCUAUAAAAGCAUAGACCAAGACUACAGAAAUCGCUCAGUCCAGUCCAUCCAUACUUCCUCUUCAGGCCUCAGCUACUAAACAAUAAACUCUGCUCCACUCAACUCUUUCCUCUGUGUCUUGUGCUCUUGUCCGAAAAUGGCGGCGUCAGAAGAAGUGAAAGUGCCAAGAAUCAAGCUGGGCUCGCAAGGUCUUGAAGUUUCAGCUCAAGGGCUGGGCUGCAUGGGCAUGUCAGAAGCCUACGGGCCGCCGAAGCCCGAGCCUGAUAUGAUCAAACUCAUCCACCAUGCUAUUUGCAGAGGUAUCACCCAUCUUGACACCGCCGAUAUGUAUGGACCUCACACCAACGAAAUACUCAUUGGCAAGGCCUUGAAGGAAGGAAUAAGAGCGAAAGUGGAGCUAGCAACCAAAUUUGCAAUCAGUUUUCAGGAUGGGAAGUUUGAUGUACGUGGUGAUCCAGCCUAUGUGAGGGCUUGUUGUGAAGCAAGUUUGAAGCGGCUUGAUGUGGACUGCAUUGAUCUCUAUUAUCAACAUCGCAUCGAUACAAGUGUGCCCAUUGAAGUCACGAUAGGAGAGCUCAAGAAACUGGUUGAAGAGGGUAAAAUAAAGUAUAUAGGUCUGUCUGAGGCCUCAGCUUCAACAAUUCGAAGAGCACAUGCUGUUCAUCCAAUAACAGCUGUACAGUUGGAGUGGUCAUUGUGGACCAGAGAUGUCGAGGAAGAGAUUAUUCCCACUUGCAGAGAGCUUGGCAUAGGGAUUGUUGCAUACAGGCCACUUGGACGAGGUUUCUUCUCAUCAGGUCCAAAGCUGAUGGAGAAUUUGGCUGAAGGUGACUUUCGAAAGGGUUUGCCAAGGUUUCAAGCAGAGAAUUUGGAGCACAACAAGAAGUUGUAUGAGCGGGCCACUGCCAUUGCUUCAAGGAAGGGUUGUACUCCAUCACAGCUAGCAUUGGCCUGGGUCCAUCACCAAGGCAAUGAUGUUUGUCCCAUACCUGGCACUACCAAGAUUGAGAACCUCAAUCAGAAUAUAGGAGCUUUGUCUGUAAAACUGUCGGCAGAAGAUAUGGCGGAACUUGAAUCUAUUGCUUCUGCAGGAGUCAAGGGUGAGAGAUACGGGCCUGAAAUCAGCACUUGGCAAAAUUCUGAAACUCCACCAUUGUCAACCUGGAAGAGGACAUGAAGACAUAGCUUUGUUGUGGCAAUAAUUCCUUCUAGCUAUGUGCCUGAUGGUGGAUUUCACUAUAUUAAGAGUUGAGUGAUAUGUAUUUGUUCCAAUAAAUUUCGUCAUACUAUUGUCUCCAGGGUUAAGGCAAGUAAAGUUUCUUCAGAAAGGUUGUAAUGAAUAAAGAUAUGGUCAUGUAAAAGCAGAACAUAAUUUUCCUUGCAGUUGAAUGCAUUAAAGGUUAUGUAUUGUAAA